[Candida] anglica is the source of this 781-nucleotide messenger RNA. NCBI's taxonomy places the organism in Eukaryota, Fungi, Ascomycota, Pichiomycetes, Serinales, Debaryomycetaceae. The record is from the annotation of a GenBank genome assembly.
CGAAGAUUAACCUUUAAUUUCAAAUUAUUCAAUAAUCUGUUCAUUAUAUGAACUAAAAUUUAAGUCAAAAUGGCACGUACUGUUGGUAAUAUCUUUGCAAUUGCGUUGAAUGUUGUAUCCAUUUCAAUUGGGAUAUUUGGGAUUUCUAAAACCAUAUAUAGCCCCGAUCGGGUACUUCCUUUGCACCUUAUAGGAGCUGGUGAAUGGCAAUUUCUUACAAACUUGUCAUUAGUCUACUCGUUAAUAGUAUUUGUUAUUGGGUUAAUUUCACAUGUCACUAAAUCGCAAUUCUUGUAUCGAUUGAAAAAUGAUCUUCAUCCAGUUGGGCUCGCAUUAGAGACAGUAGUGGCGUUAGUAUAUUGGCCUUUGAGGAUUUGGUUCCUUCAUCUACUCGUUAAGGAUCCAAGUUCUUUUGCAUUGCCACUCGAUGCAGAUUUGGCCAUUCAUUUGAUGCCUGUGAUUUCACUUCUUGUCGAUUAUUUGGCUUUUAUGCCUGCUUGGACUCUCAAGAAGAGUACUGCUUUUAGUAUGUGUGCCAUUUUGACCACUGCUUAUUGGUUUUGGUUACAUCAUAUCAUUGAUUUUGAAAAUGGUGGAGCUUAUCCUUACAAUUUUUUGAAUGUUUCCAACAUUUAUCUUAGGAUUGGUAUUUUUUCAUUGGUAGGACUCACUGGAUUCAGUCUGUAUUUAUUAAUGAGAAAUGUUUAUGUUUGGGUAGUUAGAAAGGAAUCCACACAGUAGAGAAGGAUAGAUUUAUACGUGAAUACAAUUUAUUUAUACA